AUGCCUUACAACAGUUCCCUCUCUGUUGAAGUCUCUGAGUUCCUCCUGAAUUGUUUUGUCAGGUCACCCAUCUGGCAAUGUGUACUGUCCCUGCCCCUCAGCCUCCUCUUUCUCUUAGCCAUGGGGGCCAACGCCACCCUCCUCAUCACCAUCUGGCUGGAGACAUCCCUGCACCAACCCAUGUACUACCUACUCAGCCUUCUAUCCCUACUGGACAUUGUUCUCUGCCUCACAGUCAUCCCAAAGGUCUUGGUCAUCUUCUGGUUUGACCUCCAACCCAUCAGCUUCUCUGCCUGCUUCCUCCAGAUGUUCAUCAUGAACAGUUUCCUGCCCAUGGAAUCCUGCACGUUCCUGGUCAUGGCCUAUGACCGCUAUGUAGCCAUCUGCAAGCCUCUUCGCUAUCCAUCCAUCAUCACUAACCAAUUUGUGGCAAAGGCUGUUGUUUUCAUCCUGACCCGGAAUGCAUUUCUCACUGCACCUAUCCCCAUUCUCUCUGCCCAGCUCCAGUACUGUGGGAAAAAUAUCAUUGAGAACUGUAUCUGUGCCAACCUCUCUGUGUCCAAGCUCUCUUGUAAUAAUGUUGUCCUUAACAAAAUCUACCAGUUGAUUGUAGCCUGGACUCUUCUGGGCUCUGACCUCAUCCUCAUCUUUCUUUCCUAUACGUUUAUUCUCCGAGCUGUUCUUAGACUGAAGGCAAAGGGGGCAGCAGCCAAAGCUCUGAGCACUUGUGGCUCUCAUUUCAUUCUCAUUCUCUUCUUUAGCACUAUCCUGUUGGUUUUUAUAUUUACUCAUAUGGCUAAGAAAAAAGUUUCUCCUGAUAUCCCUGUCUUACUUAAUGUCCUGCAUCAUGUAAUUCCAGCAGCUCUCAAUCCCAUUGUGUAUGGGGUACGAACCCAGGAGAUUAAACAAGGGAUCUGGAAAUUACUAAGGAAGGGUGGAUGA
Molecule: messenger RNA, 942 nt
Organism: Erinaceus europaeus (western European hedgehog)
Lineage: Eukaryota; Metazoa; Chordata; Mammalia; Eulipotyphla; Erinaceidae
Product: olfactory receptor 56A3-like
Exons: 1
Coding region: 1-942 (313 amino acids)
Biological process (GO): G protein-coupled receptor signaling pathway
Cellular component (GO): membrane
Molecular function (GO): G protein-coupled receptor activity; olfactory receptor activity
Source: RefSeq, a predicted model, not a curated record